This is a messenger RNA of Mercenaria mercenaria, 1047 nucleotides long. Its product is annotated as calcium-binding mitochondrial carrier protein Aralar1-like. The coding region runs from base 4 to 1047 and encodes 347 amino acids. The transcript is spliced from 8 exons. Gene Ontology annotation, biological process: calcium import into the mitochondrion; mitochondrial calcium ion homeostasis. The record is from RefSeq and is a predicted model, not a curated record. Lineage: Eukaryota; Metazoa; Mollusca; Bivalvia; Venerida; Veneridae. Gene Ontology annotation, cellular component: uniplex complex. Gene Ontology annotation, molecular function: calcium ion binding.
UGCAUGACAAGGAAAAUGGCGGCCUCCAUAAGGGAAAAAUACCUUGCCCGUUUCUCUGCAAAAUGGCCGUUUGCUACAAAGGUCGAAUGUGAAGCUCACAAGGAAGAAGGAUUGAUGCGUGCAGACUCUGAGCAUUUGAGAACUAUUUUCAAUAAGUAUGCCAGCGUGACUGAAGGAGAUGAGAAGUUUAUGACAUAUCCGGACUUCAUUCAGAGAUUUCUGCAGUUGUUAGACACCAAGGACUAUAAUGAGUACACACUGCAGCUUUUCGGCAGCAGUAUCGAUACAAGCCGAGAUGGCAAAAUCUCCUUUACAGAGUUCCAGGCAUUUGAGCACCUGCUUUCCCUACCUGAUGCCAUGUACAGGCUAUCUUUCCAGAUCUAUGAUCGCAAUGGAAGUGGCUUCUUAAGCUUUAAGGAGUUUGAAGAUAUAGUAAAACACACAACUCUACACAAGACAAUACCAUUUAACUUUGAUUGUGACUUUAUACAACUACAUUUUGGUGUGGACAAAUCACGACGCAUUUCUUACGCUGAAUUUACACAGCUUAUACACGAUUUCAACGAAGAACAUGCACUCCAGGCUUUCAGAAAAUUUGACCAUGAUAACAAUGGCUAUAUAAAUGCAAAAGAUUUUGAAGAAAUCAUGAUUUCUCUAAAGAGUUACCUGCUCACACCAUUUGUACAGGAAAAUCUAGUAUCUAUUUUUGAAGUGCGUUAUUUUCCUGAAAAGUGGUCAGAUAGUUAUGUCAUUCCGCUACACAAGAAAGGUAGUAUUAAUACUGUUGAUAAUCGUGGUAUAACAUUGUUGAGUUGUCUUGGAAAACUCUUUACACGUAUCUUUAAUAACCGAUUGAAAAGUUGGGCUGAAUAUUACAAUGUAUAUGUAGAGGCACAGGCUGGAUUUAGACCUAAUAUGAGUACCAUUGACAAUGUCUUUGUAUUGAACGGUUUGAUCAAUCAUGUUUUGAAUCAGGGGAAACAACUAUUUAAAGUGUUUAUAGACUACACAAAAGCGUUUGAUUAUGUUGUUAAAGAUAAUUUAUAA